Hymenoscyphus albidus is the source of this 5805-nucleotide messenger RNA. The record is from the annotation of a GenBank genome assembly. Lineage: Eukaryota; Fungi; Ascomycota; Leotiomycetes; Helotiales; Helotiaceae.
CGUAGUCCAGACUGAGUCGCCCAAAUCCUCACCCACAUUCAUUUGCACCAGAACCCCCGCGAAUCAUACCACGUCAUGACAUCUGGCCUGGACUAAUAGAUUGCCGGCGAAGAACGAUACAUCCAUACAACAAAAUCCCGGAAACCAGAAGCCAAGCCGAGAAACGAACCUUGUCCACCAGAACAUCAUUACGCAGGAAACGGCCUCGCAUAUAGAUAGUCCUUGGAAUUCAAUCGCCCACCUCCCCACGAAGGCAGACGAGAAACCCCCUCCCUCCCGAUGGUGCGAUCCUUUGAAACCCUCAGCCGCUGAGUCAAAGCCGUAUUGGACUCGAAGUGUGUAUAUUGGGAUAGUGGGGAAAGGGGGCUCGCACAAAAUCUCCCUUGAACAAACGCAAAAAUGGCCGGAGGAAACAUCAAGGUGGUAGUGAGAUGUCGGCCGUUCAAUGGCAGAGGUAUGUGGUGUUCUUGCGAUCGGGGCAAUUCCGAAGACACCGGCGAGAAGAAUGUAUAGUCUGAGGCCAGGGCUGACAUAUGUGGGCAGAAAUUGAUCGCGGAGCAAAAUGUAUUGUGCAAAUGAAGGGCAACCAGACCGUACUGGUUUCACCACAUGAAGCCGAUCCAAAAGCUGGCGCGAAAGCAAACAAGGACGCAGGGCCGAAAACCUUUGCCUUUGACAAAUCCUACUGGUCAUUCAACCGCGCCGACGAGAAUUAUGCGGGGCAGGAGAAUCUUCAUGAAGAUCUGGGGAAACCGCUGUUGGACAAUGCUUUUCAAGGAUAUAACAAUUGUAUUUUUGCCUACGGACAAACAGGUUCUGGAAAAUCGUACUCGAUGAUGGGAUAUGGCCCCGAUGCCGGUGUUAUUCCCAAAAUUUGCCAGGACAUGUUUGAAAGGAUUGGGAACUUGCAAAAGGAGAACAGUUGGCGGUGCACAGUAGAAGUCUCAUACUUGGAAAUCUACAAUGAGAGGGUGCGAGAUUUACUGAAUCCUUCGACGAAAGGGAACCUCAAAGUCAGAGAACAUCCAUCUACGGGACCAUACGUGGAAGAUUUAGCAAAGUUGGUUGUUAGCAGUUUCAAUGAGAUUGAGCACUUGAUGGACGAGGGAAAUAAGGCCCGUACCGUCGCUGCGACAAGCAUGAACGAAACGAGUAGUCGAAGUCACGCCGUUUUUACCCUUACCCUGACACAAAAGAAACAUGAUAAAGAGACGAAUCUUGCCAUGGAAAAGGUUGCAAAAAUUAGUUUGGUAGAUCUUGCUGGGUCCGAGCGAGCAAAUUCAACUGGUGCAACAGGAGCUCGGCUGAAGGAGGGAGCUGAGAUUAACAGAUCUUUGUCAACACUCGGUCGAGUUAUUGCAGCAUUAGCUGAUUUGUCAGAUGGAAAGAAGAAGAAGGGUGGAAAAGCCGCAAAUCAAGUGCCAUACCGAGACAGUGUGUUGACUUGGCUGUUAAAGGACUCCUUGGGAGGAAAUAGUAUGACAGCAAUGAUUGCUGCCAUUAGUCCGGCAGACAUCAAUUUCGAUGAAACUUUAAGUACACUCAGAUACGCCGACAGCGCCAAGAGAAUCAAGAAUCACGCCGUUGUCAACGAGGAUGCUAAUGCUAGAAUGAUUCGCGAGUUGAAAGAAGAACUGGAGGCUCUCCGGGGAAAACUGAGUGGUGGUGGUGGUGGAGGUCCCGCGGAAGAGGUGUAUGCCGAGGGCACACCAUUGGAAAAACAGAUCGUCAGUAUCGUGGCACCAGAUGGAACCGUGACGAAAGUUUCCAAAGCCGAAAUUGCUGAGCAACUCAAUCAGAGUGAGAAGCUGUACUCGGAUCUCAAUCAAACGUGGGAACAAAAGUUGCAAAAAACCGAGGAAAUCCACAAAGAACGAGAACAAGCCUUGGAAGAUUUGGGUAUCAGUAUCGAAAAGGGCUUCGUAGGGUUACACACCCCGAAGAAAAUGCCCCAUUUGGUCAACCUUUCAGAUGAUCCUCUCUUGGCAGAAUGUUUGGUAUAUAAUUUGAAGCCUGGUCCCACCACGGUUGGAAAUGUGGAUGCAAAAGUUGAGAACUCCGCGGAAAUCCGACUAAAUGGCAGUCGAAUAUUGGAAGAGCACUGUACUUUCGAAAAUACCGACAACGUCGUAACGCUGGUACCAAGAGAAGGUGCUGCGGUCAUGGUGAAUGGAAAACGCAUCGUGGAACCUCGACGUUUACGAAGCGGUUACCGUGUUAUUUUGGGAGACUUCCACAUUUUUAGGUUCAAUCAUCCCAUGGAAGCUCGAGCUGAGAGGGCCGAAAGUUCAUUGCGACACUCCAUCAUCGCAAGUCAAAUACAGGACUACGACAAAGUUUCACCCUCGCCUAGUCCCAGGCCCGGACAUGAUAGGAGUUUUAGCAAAGCUAUAUCUGAAGCUGACUGGGAGGGGAGUCGCCCAGAGUCUGCAAUGUCGUUGCAACGUGGUCGAGAUUCAGAUUGGUCGUUUGCUCGUCGUGAAGCAGCAGGGGCGAUUCUAGGGGCCGAUCAAAAGAUUGCAGGUCUAACAGACGAGGAGUUAAACAUCUUGUUUGAGGACGUGCAGAAAGCUCGAGCUGAGAGAGCCAACCGAGAAAUUGAGGACGAUAUGGACUCCGUUACUUCAUAUCCCAUAAGAGAGAAAUAUUUGUCUAAUGGGACUUUGGAUAACUUCUCCCUGGAUACCGCCUUGACUGUUCCGUCAACUCCCAAACAAGGCGAAGUGGAGGAUAGAAUGCGAGAGGUCAGAGAAGAAAUGCAAGUACAACUUGAUAAACAAAAAGAAGAAUAUCAAGAACAGCUGAAAACUGCCGAGGAUGCCAACGUCGAGGUGGAGGAAAUUAAAAAGGAAAAGGCUCGCAUGGAAGACAAUCUACGCGAAGUCAAGAAAGAUAUGCUCGUCCAACUUGAGGCGCAACGUAAACAAUUUGAGGAACGCCUGCUAUCACUGCCGCCAUCAAAAGUCCUGGCUGAGGGCCCUGAGCCACUGAACGAGGAGGAAAUAGCGAUUGCCAAAAAGGUUGCUGAGCAUUGGCGUGGUCAAAGAUAUGUUCGUAUGGCUGAGGCAGUUUUACAAUCUGCCGCCAACCUCAAAGAGGCCCAAAUAAUGAGUCAAGAGAUGGAUGAGAGCGUGGUCUUUCAAUUUGCUAUUGUGGACGUUGGGCAUGAUUUAUGCUCAUCAUAUGAUAUGGUUCUCAAUGGAAUAUCAGGUGAGGGGGAUGACCUCUUCUUAGAAGGUGCCAACAAGCCUUGUGUUGGGGUUCGUGUCAUCGAUUAUAGGAGCAGUGUGGUUCAUCUAUGGAGUCUUCAGAAACUUCAGGACCGCGUGAGAUUGAUGAGGCAAAUGCAUCAAUACAUGGACCGCCCUGAAUACAUGCAACACUUUCGACUGGACAACCCUUUUAUGGAAACUUGUAUGCCACAGUAUACACACAUUGGGGACGUGGAUGUACCCCUCGCUGCUGUAUUUGAAAGUAGGGUACAAGACUUUACGCUUGACGUUCUUUCGCCCUACACUUCGCACGCAAUCGGCAUGAUCAAGUUAUCUUUGGAGCCUUCAUCCGCCAGGGCGCCAUCAAGUACCUUGAAGUUCAAUGUUGUGAUGCAUGAUAUGAUUGGAUUUGCUGAACGGGAAGGCACUGAAGUCCAUGCACAACUAUUCCUACCUGGGAUAUCUGAGGAGGGAGGCGUUACGACAACGCAAAUGAUUAAAGACUUCGACGAAGGUCCGAUCCGAUUCGAAAGUGUGCACAGCAUGAGUGUUCCAAUGUUUGGCCCUUCAGAUGUAUCGCUGCGCGUCGCAAUAUUUGCAAAAGUUUUGUCAAUGCAUCUUGACAAGUUGCUCAGCUGGGACGAUAUGCAAGAUCAUGCACCCAGAGCUAGCAAGAAAAGAAGAAAUGCUCGUAUUGCUGAGUCGCAAUUCUAUACCGAGGAAAAGCAUGAUGUUUUUGCAAGGGUACAAAUCCUUGAAUUAGCCGAGAGUGGUGAAUACCUUCCCGUGGAGGUCAUCCAAACCAGUGAUUUGGAUAAAGGAUCUUUUCAGCUUCAUCAGGGUUUACAGCGCCGGAUAUUGGUAAAUUUAACGCACAGCUCUGGAGAAGCUUUGCCCUGGAAGGAAAUUUUGAACCUUCGUGUUGGUCGUAUACAACUUGUCGAUCAUGUUGGCAAGACUCCAGACCUGAGUACCCCUAGCCCAGAUGUUCUUCUCAACCUUACCUCCAAACCACAAAUCAAAGUAAAUCCAAAUGGUACGACCAACGUCACUCUGGUGGGCCAGUGGGACUCGAGCGCCCACGCAUCAUUGCUCCUUGACCGGGUGACACCGGACAAGUACAAGACUCAGAUGUCCUUGCUAUGGGACGUUACCUCGGAGAAAUUGGCAGCACCGAUGACCUUCUCACUUGACGUAUGUUCGCAGGUUCUUUCUCGCUCAUAUGUACGUUCCACUUCAAUGUUCGCAUCGUUAUGGCAAACUGUUCGCAUUGUUCAUUCUACCAGUGGGAUCUUCUCAAUAUCAGUGCGGCCAUCACCCGUCAAGCGCGCUGGAGAUCUCUGGCGCAUGAAUACUCAGAAUGAUUAUGUCAAAGGGGAAGAGGGUCUCAUCAACUGGGCACCUCGAGGUGUAUCCCUGAUUCGGGAUCACAUAGCUGCGAGACGGAGAAAACACAGACUGGCAGAUCUCGAAGCGGCGAAGCCAAUUCUCAAUAGAAUCACAUUCCCGGAACCUGCUCCAGUAGAUACAGUGGAAUCUCCCAACGACGAGAAACAACCAGAGGUGGAACUGACGGAACGCCAACGAGAGCUUCUCAACAAGUAUCUUGGUCUUUGGCAUUUAUGUCGCGACCCAUCAACACGUAUUCUCCGACCAUCUAACGUCGAGCCACCGUCCAACGGUGUCGCGACCCCUCCUCCCGUUCAACCUUCCUCGCCAAAUCUCCUAGCCAAUAUCUCACUCGUACAUAAAAACUCCGAAAUCCUCAAAGGCGGAUACCUCCUCACCCCAUCACUCGAUAGUACCAAGUGGGUGAAGCGAUUCGUCGAAUUACGGCGGCCAUAUCUACAUAUCCACUCGAUUCCUGAUGGGGAAGAAGUUUCUGUCGUCCCUCUACGAAAUAGUCGCGUUGAUCAUCAACCUCAGAUUGCGAAACUAUUACGCAGAGAUAACUAUGCCAAUGGGAAUGGGAUUGCGGGGAGAGGCAGAACUGUAGAGAGAGACGAGGAAAAGGUUUUCGCUGUUUACGGGACGGACAAUUCGUGGUUGUUCAAGGCGAGAAGCGAGAGGGAGAAGGUUGAGUGGAUUUUCAAGAUCGAUCAGAGCUAUUUUAGUAAUCGGGCGAGUUCUGCGGGGGGUAGUGGCAGAGGAGGUGAGAGCGGGAGUGAUGAAUGAGUGAAUGAAUUGCGUAUGGGAUGUGCAUUAGGGAACGUUAAUAUUCUUGCUUGCUUGCUCAUUCAUUCUGCGAGCAUUGCUGGUGUUUCUUUUCUUUCCUUUUUUUUUUAUUUGGUUGGAUAUCUCUUUGGGAGACAUGGGCUGCGGAGCUGAGGCACGGAAAAGAGAGUCUUAUCUGGGAGGAGAAAUAGAAGGGGAAAAGAGAGGGGAGCGAGAGAGAUCUUGUAUGAGUAUAUGAUACCCAUGUUCUUUUACCACCCCUUUUUAGGGCAUUACUUAUUUGGAAGAAGCCAGUAUGGAAUUCCUCCUUGGUACUAGUAUUUCAUUUGUUUAGAGAGCAGUUGGUCAUGGCGAUAGUGCGGUUGGCUAGAGCUUACAGUAGUGCUACAUAGACUAGUGCAGGAAAAGGAGUGGAGGG